UGAGUUCCAAACAUAGCGAGAGAGAGAGAGAGAGAGAGAAUUAGAAAAAGAGUGAGAAAAUGUUCGGAAUUGGGAAGAACAUCAUUGAGGGAGCCUUGAAUACUACUGGAGAUCUUGCAGGCUCGGUUAUCAAUGCUGGUGGUAACAUUGUCGAGAAAGUUUCAAGUAUUGGAGGAAAAAAAAUCAAAGGGAAAGUGAUUCUGAUGAGAAGUAAUGUUUUGGACUUCACUCAGUUACAUUCCUCUGUUCUUGAUACCUUCACUGAGAUCUUGGGUAGUGGUGUUACUUUUCAACUCAUCAGUGCCACUCAAGCCUCAUUUGAUUCAAGAGGGAAAGUUGGGAAGAAGGCAUCUUUGGAGCAAUGGAUAACUUCAAUCCCACCAUUAUUUGCUGGAGAAUCUGUGUUUCAAGUUAACUUUCCAUGGGAUGAUAAUGAUUUUGGAUAUCCAGGAGCUUUCUACAUACAAAAUGGACAUACAAGUCACUUCUUUCUCAAAUCCCUCACUCUUGAGGAUGUUCCUGGCUAUGGAAGAGUCCAUUUUGAUUGUAAUUCAUGGGUUUAUCCUUCUGGAAGAUACAAGAAAGAUCGUAUUUUCUUUGCUAAUAACACAUGUCUUCCAAAGGAUACACCGGAUCCUCUUCGUAAGUACAGAGAGGAAGAAUUGUUGAAUCUUAGAGGAGAUGGAACUGCGGAACGUAAAGAAUGGGAUAGAAUUUACGACUACGAUCUCUACAAUGACAUUUCCGAGCCUGGUGAUGGGCGUCCAAUUCUUGGAGGGAGCCAAUACCCUUACCCUCGCCGUGGAAGAACUGGACGACGACGAGACUGGAAAGAUUCGAAAUACGAGACUAGAUUGCCAGUGGUAUCAGGCUUAAACAUUUACGUACCAAGAGAUGAAAAUUUUGGACACUUGAAGUUAUCAGAUUUUCUUGGAUUUGCACUGAAAUCACUUGCAUCAACAGUUUUUCCGGCACUUGUAGGCAUGGUAAAUAUUACACGGCCAGGUGGAGAGUUUGAUAAAUUUCAAGAUGUUCAUGAUCUUUAUGAAGGAGGACUUCCUGUUCCAUUGGAUGUUAUUAGAAAUCUCACUAAGGAUUUCACACCUCCAAUGUUACAAGAACUUCUUAGGACUGAUAAUGACCAACGCUUACUCAAAUUUUCACCUCCACAAGUUGUUAAAGAGGACAAGUUUGCAUGGCAAACAGAUGAAGAAUUUGCAAGAGAAAUGGUAGCUGGAGUUAACCCUCUAAUCAUUCGUCGUCUUGAGGUAUUUCCUCCCCAAAGCAAACUUGAUCCCAAAAUAUAUGGUGAUCAACAUAGCAAGAUUAGUGAAGAAAAUAUAAAAUCUGGCUUAGAAGGUCUUACAGUUGAUGAGGCAUUAAAUCAGAGGAAACUAUUCAUAUUGGAUCACCAUGAUGCAUUAAUGCCAUAUCUUAGAAAAAUAAAUUCAACAAAAACAAAAGCAUAUGCCACAAGAACAUUGCUAAUUUUGAAAAAUGAUGGAACUUUGAAGCCAUUGGUUAUCGAGUUGAGUCUGCCACACCCUCAAGGUGAUCAGUUUGGUGCAAAUAGCAAACAAUAUUUUCCAGCUGAAGAAGGAGUUCAAAAGUCAAUAUGGCAAUUGGCUAAGGCUUAUGUUGUUGUCAAUGAUGCUGGUUACCAUCAACUUAUCAGCCAUUGGUUGCAUACUCAUGCAGUACAAGAGCCAUUUGUGAUUGCAACACAUAGACAAUUGAGUGUGCUACAUCCAAUUCAUAAGUUACUUGUUCCUCAUUACAAAGACACUAUGUUUAUCAAUGCAUUUGCAAGACAAGUGCUUGUUAAUAGUGAUGGUCUUCUUGAACAAACCCAUUUUCAAUCAAAGUACGCCAUGGAGUUAUCUUCUUACAUAUAUAAAGAAUGGAAUUUUCUUGAGCAAGCACUCCCUGCUAAUCUCAUCAAAAGAGGUGUAGCAGUUGAGGAUGCAAGAUCAACACAUGGACUUAAGUUACUCAUAGAGGAUUAUCCAUUCGCUGUUGAUGGGCUUGAGAUUUGGUCAACAAUCAAAACAUGGGUUACAAACUAUUGCUCUCUAUACUACAAAGAUGAUAGUGCAAUUCAAAAUGAUGUUGAACUUCAAUCUUGGUGGAAAGAGGUUAGAGAGAAAGGUCAUGCUGAUAAGAAAAAUGAAACAUGGUGGCCAAAGUUGCAAAAUUUCAACGAACUGGUCGAAACAUGUACAACUAUCAUAUGGAUAUCUUCGGCUCUUCAUGCUGCAGUUAACUUUGGACAAUAUCCUUAUGGAGGCUUUAUUCCGAAUCGACCAACCAUAAGUCGUAGGCAUAUGCCUGAAGUAGGAAGUGUUGAGUAUAAAGAACUUGAAUCAAAGCCUGAGAAGGCUUACUUGAAAAUAAUCAAUUCGAUGUUGCAAACACUUCUUGGAGUUUCACUAAUUGAAAUAUUGUCAAGGCAUGCUUCUGAUGAAGUUUAUCUUGGACAAAGAGCUAGUAUUGAAUGGACUUCAGACAAAGCUGCAUUGGAACUGUUUGAGUAUUUUGGAAAAGAGGUAUCGGAAGUUGAAAGUAGAAUUAUCGAAAGGAACAAGGAUGUGAAUCUCAAAAAUAGAAGUGGACCCGUUAAUGUUCCAUAUACUUUGCUUCUUCCAUCGAGUAGUGAAGGACUCACAGGUAGAGGUAUUCCAAAUAGCAUCUCUAUUUGAAGAGAUCAACUCUAUGUUUAAACUAUCUAUAUUAUUAUUGUGUGGUUACUCUAAAUUUAUUCCCCAGUAAUUUGUGUGUAGCAAAAAGCUACUUGAGCUACUCGAUAAAUAAAUAAGAUGAAUAAGAGUGCUUACUAAAGUAGCUAUUUACUAUGGUGUGUUCCAGUUUUAACUUUGGUCUACAUGUAAUGAAGGUGUGUUGUACUUAUAGCUUUUUUUCUAUAUAUAACGAAGGUGUGUUGUACUUCUAUAAUAUUUAGCCUUAUGCUUUGCCCCUU
Molecule: messenger RNA, 2977 nt
Organism: Cucumis melo (muskmelon)
Lineage: Eukaryota; Viridiplantae; Streptophyta; Magnoliopsida; Cucurbitales; Cucurbitaceae
Product: linoleate 9S-lipoxygenase 6-like
Exons: 9
Coding region: 60-2699 (879 amino acids)
Biological process (GO): lipid oxidation
Molecular function (GO): metal ion binding; oxidoreductase activity, acting on single donors with incorporation of molecular oxygen, incorporation of two atoms of oxygen; protein binding
Source: RefSeq, a predicted model, not a curated record